AUGCCUCGAAUCCUUCAGACUAUUCUUCUCAAUGCGCCGUUCUCUCAAAGAAAGCCCUUCAACUUUGACCACAUCUUAUACGCGGGCUUCGCCAAAUCGUCAUCGCGGGGGAUAUCGCAUGGUAACUUCAACUUUAGCACACGAGCUGGCACAAAGGAAGCAAAACCUACUACGCAACCCCACAAACGGGCACCGAAUGGAAUUCGAGUCAUCCAAACUCUGGAUCAAUCUCGUCUGAAACCUUCCGACUUCCAGGAUAUUUCCGGUCUGAAAAGUUUCUACCUUUCUACGACCUUCGACAAUGAGGGGCUCAGCCAGAAAUGGGAAAUGAGGUACACACACUACACGACCCACGGUAAACCCCCACGAAAAUUUGAAGUUCCAUUCCCGGAAGGCACACAUGGCUUCCUCUACUAUCGUCCUACAAAUCUUUUAUCACCCACACGAAACACGCAACCCUCAGACGGCCCAGCAGGGCAGGUGUAUUUUCGCAUAACGAAAGACAACGACCCCGCCAGCUUUGCUUCAGGAAGGGACUUGAUGCAACGCAACGGAGACGUUCCUUGGUACAUCGUCCCAAAGGCAAAGACGACGGCACUGUGGCGGCUUCUGCUCAAAGACGGGCUCGUCACAGCCUCCACCAAGAGCACAGGUCUCAUUCGCUCGCCAAAACCCCAUAUCUCAACAUUUUUGGAUCCCUUUAUUAUUGACCUCUCACACCACAACAUUCAAGUGAAUGUGCGGAGUCUAAGGGAUGGGAAUGUCCUCCGCCUUGUCUGCGGAAACCCGUUCCGUGGUCAAACCGGGUCGGCAAGUUCGUACCAUCAGUGUUUCACAGGCCAGUACAUCAAUGGCUUCCGCUCUACUUUUCGAAGACACAACUUACCUCCUCAUACGUCUUCUUCACAGGUCGCUUACGCUGUCGUUUCGAGCGCUCUCCCCAUCCGAAUCACGCAGGUACCGACACUUUCGUGA
Molecule: messenger RNA, 975 nt
Organism: Stereum hirsutum FP-91666 SS1
Lineage: Eukaryota; Fungi; Basidiomycota; Agaricomycetes; Russulales; Stereaceae
Exons: 2
Coding region: 1-975 (324 amino acids)
Source: RefSeq, a predicted model, not a curated record